Molecule: messenger RNA, 2235 nt
Organism: Fonsecaea multimorphosa CBS 102226
Lineage: Eukaryota; Fungi; Ascomycota; Eurotiomycetes; Chaetothyriales; Herpotrichiellaceae
Exons: 1
Coding region: 1-2235 (744 amino acids)
Biological process (GO): carbohydrate metabolic process; N-glycan processing
Cellular component (GO): membrane; endoplasmic reticulum
Molecular function (GO): mannosyl-oligosaccharide 1,2-alpha-mannosidase activity; calcium ion binding
Source: RefSeq, a predicted model, not a curated record
AUGUCCUUCCAGGUCCCCCAGAAUGUCCCCUCGUUCACCAGCUCUCAACGCACAUAUGAAGACACAUAUUGGCGGCAGAAGCACAGUAGUAAUGGACAUGCAAAAGGAGGACCUGCGGGUGCGAUCACUUCCAAGAUCAAUGACAUCUUCGGCGAAAAUACGGGCCUGCCCAUGUACAAAGAUAAACCACAUUUUCCCUCGAGUCGGCGGAGAGGACGAGGAUUCUUGCGGCAGAAAAGAGUGCUAGCCUUGAUUGGUUCCGCCACUCUGUUGUUUCUCUGGUGGGCGGGAUGGUUACCCUGGAGCACUCGCCAGUUCUACGAUCCAGCCGCCCACCAACAUUCCUUCUUCCAUGCCGAAGAUUGGUCAGAGCAGAGGGAGGCCGUGAAAGAGGUAUUCAAGACGACUUGGGAAGGUUAUGAGAAAUAUGCUUGGGGAAUGGAUGAAUAUCACCCUCUCUCGAGAAAGGGAAAGAACAUGGUCGAAGGUGGCAUGGGUUGGAUCAUUGUGGACGCUUUGGAUACUGCCAUGAUGAUGAAUUUGACCUCGCAUGUCGCCAAAGCAAGAGAAUGGAUAUCUACAUCGCUGUCUUACACCGCCGAUCACGAAGUCAAUACCUUUGAGACGACUAUCCGCAUGCUGGGUGGAUUGUUAUCAGCGUACUAUCUGUCAACAACCUUCCCACAUCUCGCACCGCAGCGGGACGACGACGUCAACCAACCUGGAGAAGAUUUAUACAUCGAGAAAGCGACAGAUCUUGCAGACCGUCUCCUCGGGGCAUACGACUCACCUUCGGGCAUCCCCUAUGCCUCGGUGAACUUGAACACUACCCACGGGGUUGGUUCGCAUGUCGAUGGAGGCGCAUCUUCCACCGCUGAAGCGGCGACUCUGCAACUUGAGAUGAAAUACCUGGCCAAAAUCACAGGGGAACCAAUCUACUGGACCAAGGCCGAGCACGUCAUUGAGGUCAUCGAAUCCCAAAAGCGCGAAGAUGGCCUCUUGCCAAUCUACAUAUACCCCGCCACGGGUGAAUUUCGAGGCGAAAAUAUACGGCUGGGAUCUCGAGGCGAUAGCUAUUACGAAUAUUUGAUCAAACAGUACCUACAAACGGGCAGCGUCGAGACGGUGUACUUGGAUAUGUGGGAAGAGGCACUUGAAGGGAUCAAGAAACACCUGAUCACUUACUCUGAACACGCGUCAUUAACCAUUCUUGCCGAAAGGCAAAACGGACUAGACCUCGCUCUGACUGCCAAGAUGGAUCAUCUGACGUGUUUCAUGCCUGGGACAAUAGCCCUGGCGGUGACCGAAGGACAGACGGUUGAGCAAGCGAAAGCCAGACUGGGGAGCAAAUGGACAAAGAAGCAUGACGAGAACCUCAAACUGGCCGAGGAAUUGAUGAAGACGUGCUGGGGAAUGUACAAGGUCACUCCGACUGGCCUCGCCCCUGAGAUCGCCUAUUUCCAUACAGACAAUCCCGCUCCACAAUGGCGAGGGCAUGUUGACCCAGCGUGGACACCACCACACGCUGCCGAGCUCUCCGACGAUGUUGAUGCUGACUGGCGCUCCGACUACGACAUUCACUCGAACGACGUGCACAAUCUCCAGCGACCCGAAACCAUCGAAUCCCUCUUCUACAUGUACCGUAUCACCAAGGACAGGAAAUACCGGCAAUGGGGGUGGGAAAUGUUCGAAGCCUUCCGCGAGCACACCAAGGUUGUCGACGAAGUCACCGGCAAGGUGUACGCCUACACAUCCCUCGACACUGUGAUGGAGAACCCCGUUCGAGAGAGGAAACGCCGCGAUAACAUGGAAAGUUUCUGGCUGGCCGAGACACUCAAGUACUUCUAUUUGUUAUUUUCUGAUGACGAUUUCUUCCCUCUCGAUAGCGUUGUCUUCAACACAGAGGCUCAUCCACUGCCAAAGUUCGAUAUAUCAGGAAGCAAGGUCUUUACGACAGGCUGGCGCAGGACCAAAGGGUCGGGCCCCGAGCAGAAAGUCGAGGGCAGUAUGGUUGCAGAUGACUCCGCGCAGCUCAAUGGUAUUCUUGUUGGCAGCGGCGUACGUGUCGACGAGAAUGGGAAAAGCAUCCCCUCCAGCACGGAGGCUGGAGAGAAACGGGUUCCUGCCGCUGCUGGCGAGAAUGAGCAUGAUCCUGCUCAAGACUUGUCUGCCCGGGCGGAAACCCAAUCCCCUGAACAAGGUGAAGAAGGUGUCGGCAAAGAGGAAAGCGGUUAA